AUGGGGUCCUUAGGUGCCGAUCUCGACUUUGAGGUCAAUCCUGUUCAGCGGUCCAAGGAGGAAAAUCAAGAACGUGCAUUCGUAGCCGCCUCUCGGCGCAAGGAUCGAAGCCUAGAUGCCCGACUUGAGUCGGCAAAUCGUGCUUCUAUGCUCCACAAGAAGCGUACUGGCAAGGCUCUCCAUAUCACCAAGGAGAUUGUCGAAAAAGAAGCCAUGUACGAGGAAGUGGAUGAACGCUAUCAGGAAAAGCGAUUAAGGUUGCUCAAAGCCCAUACCAGCCAGUUGGAAGCACAGUUCCAUCGUCAUCUCAUGGCUACGAUGGCCAAGAAUACCCCAGCUCGUAUUUCUCCCCAUGGCGGUAUUCAAAAAAUGCGCAACUCUUCUGUGUCCUCAACCCACUCGUAUUUCCCCGACAUGUCUAGCCAAGCCGCAACUCCAGUCUCGCCUACCACUACUGCCACCACUGCCACCACACCGAGCCCAACAAGCCCCGUGUUCAAUUUAUACGGCAGGUCGUCUCCAUCUGAGUCCUCGUACGUCCAGACCCCGGCUAGCGACUGCUACGUGCAGACGCCUUUGGCUUGUCCUUCAUAUCUCGAUAUGAACCAAAGCACAGGGUUGGUGUCCCCUUCAAUGAGUCCAAGGACCAACUCGUAUCGGCCUGCAAAUCAACUACAAUCUGUACAUUUGAGGACUGCUUCUCUAGCACAACCGAGUCCUACAGUGUCAUAUCCGCCACCACGACAGCGAUUUGUAUCAUUCCCGGAUGCAUUCAUGUACCAGCAUCCACAGUUGGUCGCACCAGCAGUCCAGCAAUUAGUUGCUUGUCAGACGAGCUCCCCACCUUCUAGCGAGUUGUCAGCGACACCUUCGCCAGUUGACCCAAGCCAAAGUGUAUCAUCGGCUUUGCAGGACAAUGUUUUGCCUAGUCCAGCCCUCUCAGCGCCCUCGAUGACUAGUAAUUCGUCUCAAAACAGCAGUGGCGAUGGGUUUUCAGCCCAGGGCAUUCAGCCUCUGCAGGACCAGACCAGCGGAGUAAAUGAUUUCAAACAGGCGCUGGUCGGAGUCUCUGAAAAUCCAGAUCCGGAAUACCAUGAAUUCUUCAAUUUUGCCAAUAGCGUGGAGGAUCUAUGGCAGAUCCCUAUGGGAAAUACGCCUUACGAUGAAUUCAUGAAUUUGGAUAGCCUGGAUUUUGAGUUGAACGAACCCGGAUUCUAG
This is a messenger RNA of Talaromyces atroroseus, 1218 nucleotides long. RefSeq lists its product as hypothetical. The coding region runs from base 1 to 1218 and encodes 405 amino acids. NCBI's taxonomy places the organism in Eukaryota, Fungi, Ascomycota, Eurotiomycetes, Eurotiales, Trichocomaceae. The record is from RefSeq and is a predicted model, not a curated record. The transcript is spliced from 2 exons.